ACUUCAUUAACCGGAAGUACACGACAGUUAUCAUGUUUUGUAAAUAAAGUGGUCGCCUACCAUUGUUUAUAGUUAUUUAGUCUUAACACGUUACGGCAUUUUGUCUAAAGCGGUUCGGUUCAAAUGGUUUGUUUAAUUGUUCGCUAAAGGCUGUUUAAACUUAGGAAGGACAUUCAUUCAUCUGUGAAUAUUUACUGCAAGCAGGCACACAACAGCAUUGGUCAGUCUUUACAGUCCCUCUAACCAUCAUUAUGUGGGAUGCUGAGAUAAGGGGCAUGGCUUCGGCUCAUGCCAUUAUUGCUUCUUCCAUAUUCAUGGCAACUGUACUGCCUGCUGUGUUUGUGGAGAACUUCUCUGUGUAUGGCACCCAUUUGGUUUGGCUGUACUUUGUGGCCGGAUCUGUUGCUGUGGUCAACAUUGCAGUGUUUUGGCUUUUAGGCAUUAGUCCAUCAACAAAGAAGAACACACUGAGCUUUAAGAUCAAUAGAUUAUUCAGAUCCUGUCUGUACUUUCUGCUAUCAUGUCUUUUCUUUCAUACUGUGGUCGUACUGUACGGCGCACCACUGCUAGAAUCUGCCCUGGAGACUUUUUCUCUGGCUGUCCUGCUGUCCACGCUGACUACACUGAGAUGUCUUUGCAUGCUGGGGCCUAAUGUACAGGCAUGGAUUCGGGUGUUCAGCAGAGAUGGGGCGAUGUCCGUGUGGGACACCUCUCUUCAGAUUACCACUGGCUGUAGUCUGGUUGGAGCCUGGCUUGGAGCUUUCCCUAUUCCCCUUGACUGGGACAGACCCUGGCAGGUUUGGCCUGUUUCCUGUACUCUCGGCGCAACUACUGGAUUUCUAACUGGCCUCCUUGCUGCCCCCGUUUGGAUCCACUGGCAUCGCAAACUUCUCACCUACAAGCUUAAAUGAGGAAAAUAAGCACUUUAAGCCAUCGGAACUUGGAGAUUGGAAAAAAUCCGGGCUUGUUUGAAAAUAUCUGUUUCCUUCCAGAAGCAAACGUGAGCUUUGAAUCCAAGAAAUGACAUCUGACUCCACGGUCAUAUUUACAACAAUUAAAAUCUGUUGUCGACAUUUUGUAGAAUAACAUUGUGUUUGUUGUACGCUCCACACAUGGCAGUAUGGACUUCAUGAUUCCUCUUUAUUUCAGAAAUGAUAGUGAUUACCGACAGUAAGCUUUUGUAAAAUGUAAAUUUUGCAACUCAAAUAGAGACACGACAUUUCCCUUUUCGAAGUUAAGUAAAGUCUCACUUCUGUAAAUGACACAUGGGUUUGGUUGUGCUGUUGAGGCUGUCUGGGUUUCAACCCUCAAAGUAAACUUGUGCUUACAGAGCCAGACAAGAAAAGCAGAUUGUUUUCAGUCAUCAUGAAAGGCUCCCAAACGUCUUCCUCUACCGUAUAGCUUUCAUUUUCUAUUCUCUGUGCUUGUGAAUUCAAUAAAUUACAAUCUUUUAACCAUU
This is a messenger RNA of Paramisgurnus dabryanus, 1459 nucleotides long. It is a transcript of the gene pigf, whose product is annotated as phosphatidylinositol glycan anchor biosynthesis, class F. Lineage: Eukaryota; Metazoa; Chordata; Actinopteri; Cypriniformes; Cobitidae. The record is from RefSeq and is a predicted model, not a curated record. Gene Ontology annotation, biological process: GPI anchor biosynthetic process. Gene Ontology annotation, cellular component: endoplasmic reticulum membrane.